Molecule: messenger RNA, 1772 nt
Organism: Capsicum annuum
Lineage: Eukaryota; Viridiplantae; Streptophyta; Magnoliopsida; Solanales; Solanaceae
Product: vacuolar cation/proton exchanger 3
Exons: 11
Coding region: 114-1412 (432 amino acids)
Biological process (GO): calcium ion transmembrane transport; intracellular calcium ion homeostasis
Cellular component (GO): plant-type vacuole membrane
Molecular function (GO): calcium:proton antiporter activity
Source: RefSeq, a predicted model, not a curated record
UACAAUCUAUAAAAAGAUGGCAAAAAAAUAUUCCUCUAAUAAAUUUGUUUCAAAGCAAUUUCUCUAUUCCUCCAAAAAAUAAAAAAUUCAUUUUUUUUUAUUUUUUGGAAAUAAUGGGUUCUCUAAGGGAUUUGGAGAAUAAUGGAGAAUUUAGGGUGGAAGAAUUAGAGAAUAAAAAUGAUGAAGAAAUUAUCAUCAAGAACAAGAAGAAUACACAAAGUUUUAGGAUUUUAAGGGAAUUGUUGGUUAAUCUUCAACAAGUUAUAUUAGGAACAAAGCUUUGCUUGCUUUUACCAGCUAUCCCUUUGGCAAUUCUAGCUCAAUACUAUCAAUUUGCAAGACCCUGGAUUUUUGCUUUUAGUUUGCUUGGACUAGCACCUCUUGCUGAACGUGUUAGCUUCUUGACCGAACAAAUUGCUCACUUCACUGGUCCAACAGUUGGGGGUCUACUUAAUGCAACAUGUGGAAAUGCAACAGAGAUGAUAAUAGGAUUAUUUGCACUUUAUCAAAGGAAAAUACAUGUUCUAAAGUAUUCUCUUUUGGGAUCCAUUCUUUCCAACUUACUUCUUGUUCUUGGAAGCUCUCUUUUUUGUGGUGGACUUGCCAACAUUAAAAAGGAACAAAGAUUUGACAGGAAACAAGCUGAUGUAAACUCACUACUCCUACUACUGGGAUUGCUUUGCCAUAUGUUGCCACUGAUGUAUAGAUUGGCUUUGGGGCCAUCAAUUAACACUAACAAUAAUGUAACAACUUCAAUAUUGGGAUUAUCUAGAGUUAGUAGCAUUUGUAUGCUUAUAGCAUAUGGUGGCUAUCUCUUCUUUCAACUGAGGACACACAGACAAUUGUUUGAAGCCCCUGAUGAGGAGGAUGAUGAAGAAGAUAAAGUUUCAGAAGAUGCAGAGGCAGUGAUUGGAUUUUGGAGUUCAUUUGCGUGGUUGAUUGGCAUGACUGUAACUAUUGCUCUAUUAUCCGAGUACGUUGUCGGUACAAUUGAGGCUGCAUCAGAUUCUUGGGGAAUUUCUGUGAGUUUUAUUAGCUUAAUAUUGUUGCCAAUUGUGGGAAAUGCAGCAGAACAUGCUGGAUCCAUCAUCUUUGCUUUAAAGAACAAGUUGGAUAUAUCUCUAGGUGUUGCAUUAGGCUCAGCUUCUCAGAUUUCUAUGUUUGUGGUACCUUUAUGUGUGAUUGUGGGUUGGAUAAUUGGUGUGGAUAUGGAUUUGGAUUUUAGCCUACUUGAAACUGGCUCUGUUGCUUUCUCAAUCAUCCUCGUUGCCUUCACUUUGCAGGAUGGAACCUCACAUUACAUGAAGGGAGUGAUUCUUUGUCUUGCCUAUUGUGCCAUUGCUGCUUGUUUCUUUUUCCAUAAGAUUCCCAUUAAUAUUGACAAUAAUCCAUCAGGGAGCUUGACCGCUUAACCAAGUUCAUUCAGCAACACGAUGAUCCAUCAGAAAGAAAUCGAUAUGUAUCUGAUGGGGUCUACUUGAACAACGUCAUCAACCGGAUGUAGUACUUCAUUGCAUCAAUGUGCAUUUGUUCAUCCAAAUUGGAGCACCUUGUCUUACCCUUUUGUGGAGAUUGUUCCAUUUCAUGUUUGUUGAUUGUAGGCCUUGAUGAACAUGAAAUGUGAAAAUAAUAGAGGUUAUCAACAUUACGUAAGUUGUAUGUGAAUAUGUUCUUGUGGUGGUUUUUGAGAAUAAGAAACUCACUUCUUAUCAGUUCUGUAUUUCGGUUGAGUAUUUUGAUGGCCAAUUAAUAAAAUUUUCUCAGUUUCUGUA